Rosa chinensis is the source of this 2048-nucleotide messenger RNA. RefSeq lists its product as uncharacterized. The transcript is spliced from 2 exons. NCBI's taxonomy places the organism in Eukaryota, Viridiplantae, Streptophyta, Magnoliopsida, Rosales, Rosaceae. The coding region runs from base 1065 to 1889 and encodes 274 amino acids. The record is from RefSeq and is a predicted model, not a curated record.
AGCAGCAAAAGGAGAGAGGGCAGAGAGCCCAAACUCCAGAUAGGGAGAGGCUCAGUAGCAACUCCAAGAGUCUUCAAGAUGUAGAAGAUUAGGGGAGUUGUGUUCAAGAGUGUGUAUAGCUCUUGGGGUAGAGUAAUCUUCUAGGAGAUUGAGAGAGGGUGUACAAGGGGUAUCCGAUUGGAUACAAGGCUCGGGUUGGGUAUAAACUUGAGUGCUCUAGUUGUGUAUAAACUUGAGUGGUGUAUCUUGUACUUGUGUGAUUCUCUCAUAGUGAAGAUGAAAACUCUCUGAGGACGUAGGCAUGGAUUUUGGCCGAACCUCGUUAAAACUUGUUGUCUUCUUGGUUUGCUUAUUUAUUCUUUCAAUCUCUACUAGUAGUACUUGCGUGACGGGGGAUUAAUUUCCCAACACUGAAUGCACCUUCUUCCAUGUUCUCCUCCAUACUCAUUUAUAAUAAAGCACUCAAAAGGGUACUUCUGAAAUGUUUACUGCAUUCAAAUAUGAUGAUUAUAAUUUCGCCCAAAAUAAUAAUAAUAAUCAAAAGAAAAAAGGAUGAUAAAAAAAAUUUCACAUGGAAUGAGAUUUGUCGAACUGACUUUAUUUUUUGAGUUUGGGCUAAGCAGGUUAAGAAUCAACACAACAAUAUGGUCAACCCGUUGAAAAUCAAUCUAGCCCGGGAUUAAGCCCAGUGGACUCAUGCACUGCGGAUCCACUUACUAUGAGGGGGUAUUAUUGAUGUAAAUUCACUCAAGUCGAUUUAAAAUGGUAAACCCAACAGCCCUAACUGCUGAGUGCUGAGACUAUAGUCUCCAGCAUCGAUCCUCUUCAUCUGCUCAGGCCAUCUCCGUCAGAUCUGAUUUUGAUUUUGAUUAUUUGCUUCCCGUCGAUUAUGGGGUUAGUUAUAUUUUUCUUAAUUAAAUUAAACUUUUUUCGUUUUUGAAUUAGAAACGCUUUCCUAAUCCUGGUAGAGAAGAGCUAGCGCUUCCCUAAUCCUGGUAGAAAAGAGCUAGAGCUUCCCUAUAUAUAUUGCAUCGCUACAAUAGUGUAGUGAUCAUUUACACAUAAUGUCGUCAAUUUCGACCGAAACAGAGAAGCAUUAUUAUUUUAGCAGAGCAAUCCUAAGAGAAACAAGAGAAUUACCUCCACCAGCAGGGGAGACCAUGCUUCCUAUUGAUAUUUAUCUCAUCAAGCAAAGCCGCAGUUGGUCUGAUCAUCCUGCUUGUGAAAUCUCCACUGUUGAAAUUGUGAUCCGCUACUCCUCUCCCAACUACAGCCAAGCCUACUCUGGUAUUAGCAGGGAAAUGUCGGCACUAGGUGUCCCCCUGGAGCAGCAACCGCCUAUCCUCGAAAAACUAUUUCAGGUGGUACAAGCUGCUGUUCCGGAGCGCCGCAUUAUUGUGGUCAUUGCAGACGUGACCGUGCGGUUAUUGGGUAGUUUUGAUGAGCAUCAUGAUGACACUGACAUUGGUAGACUUACCAGGGCAUUUCCCAUUGCCAUUCGAUUAGAUUAUCCUGAUAGCACCAGUGAAUUAUAUGCAUUGAGUGAGGUUGACUAUCAUGGUGUCGAUGAUAGGGUCACAUGGGAGUCCUUUGAAACUCAUAGGGUCAGGUUUGUUUCUGCAACUACAUCAUCCAUUAUGAGCUUGCAGAAAGUGAGAAUAGACAGCUUGGAAGAAGAUACUAUCAAACAGAACCCAUCAUGUGCUAUUUGUAUUAACGACUUUGCAGAAGGUGGAGUUGAUCAACUGAUUACUCUUUUGCCUUGCGCACACCAUUAUCAUCUAGAUUGCAUUGUCCCGUGGCUGAAGACGAGUCACUUGUGCCCCCUGUGUCGAUACCCAAUGCCAACUGUGGAAGAGGCAGAGUCUUCAAAUCCUUCAAAUCCCUAACCGAGUUCGAGUGUCAAAUAUGUUGGCUGAUAACGAUGAUCAAUAUAUAUGUUCAUUAGAAUUGUACUAGCAUAUUCCCUCAGUUCCUUGUGAAAUGAUCCCUGUAUCAUGUUAUCUUAAUUCCUAAAUGUAGGAUCCCACAGGGAUCAUUCAUUCUAA